AUGACUUCGAUCUAUCUAGCUCUUGGCCACCAUCAUCCAUCGUUUCGAGGUAGCGUGAAAGACCCGGUACCCAUGGCCGCGUUGAUGCAGUCAAACAACGAGCCCGUCGCCAUCUCAACCCCUUUGACCGCCUCAUCGGACCCGAUUGCCUCGAGUUCCCCGGGAUCUGCUACCUUUUUAAAACAGUCUAAACCUGACUCGAACCUCACCUCCAUUGCCAACGCGGGGUUAAACGUGACGCGAUCAAAAGACUCCUUACCGGCGAUGUCAACAACAGCAGUGCCAAACUCUGGCUCCGCGGAGCGGCAGCUCGAAUCUCAUAGAGAUGCGGACCAGGAUAGCUCUCAGGUUGCGCGCGAAGCGCUCGGCGCUAGUGAGAAACAUCAGUCUAGCUCUGUCGGCGACUCACUAGCCAUACACUCCGACCAAAUGCAGGUCGACUCUCAUCCUGGUCCCGGUGAAGCGGGCGAUCCGGUUUUCAACACUGCUGAGAACGGAACUUCUUUAAUAAACAGCUCGACUGUAGCAAGCCCCGGACCCAUAGAAGAUUCUGUCUCUCAGGACGGUGACCAACCGCGUCAUCGAGACGACGGCGACUUGCAUCAAGAAAAUAAUAACAAAGCUUUCUCAUACCCCAUGCCUACAGGGGCGUUCAACGACCCCCGGCGUGGUCUCAGCUUACCAAGCUCCGGCCUCCACAAGGCUGGUCAACGGUCUCCAUCCGCUAAGAAGCAUAGAUGCCCCUAUUGCGCAACGGAGUUCACACGACAUCACAACCUCAAAAGCCACCUCCUCACACAUAGUCAAGAGAAGCCGUUUGUAUGCACGACCUGUCAGUCACGCUUCCGGCGACUUCAUGACCUCAAAAGACACCAAAAGCUUCAUACUGGUGAGCGACCCCAUAUAUGUCCGAAGUGCGGACGCAGGUUUGCUCGCGGUGAUGCCCUUGCGCGUCAUAAUAAGGGCCAAGGUGGCUGUGCUGGUCGUAGGGCCAGCAUGGGAAGUUACGCACCCGAAGAUGAGUAUGGUGAUGCCGCAGCUGCUGGUGCCGACGAGGCUAUGGAUGGGCUAGUUUACGCCGAGCCGGAACGCAUGGAUGAAGAUGAUGAACGACGUUACAACAUGCCGAGCAUAAAGAAGCAUGAUGUGCCCUCGGAUUCUGCCGUUCGCUCAAACAGCGUAAGCAGCUAUCAAGCGCGUCAACCUAGCACUUACCCUCCAAUUGCCGCGAGCAGACCGUCGCCUGGCGGGCUUUUCCCUCCUCCUACAAGUCAUGGCGGUUCUAGUGCCUCCCCUUCUCCCAUAUCUCAGUCCGGCAAUAUGGCGUUCCCCUCGACAAACCAGCCAUCUGGCUCCUCUGCUUUUGCGCCUUCAAACAUGGCUGAAAGUCCAAGACCGCUCUCACCGAACGCACUAUCUUCCCACCAAUUAGGACACGGGCCGGAAAACGGUCUACAAAUGCACCAUCGCGCCCACUCUGCUGGAAUCUCACAUCCAUUCCCUCAACAAUCAUACAAUCGUACAGGCCCCUCUCAGGCUUCUCUUUCCAACCACACUGCACCGAGCUUAGGCCUUCCACCACCUCAGCCCGGGGCCCCUCAACUUCCGCCGCCACCUGGCUUGGGGUCUUCUGAGCCUCGUUUUUCCCUCCACUCGCAAAGCUCCGUACAGGCUUCCGGUUCCGCCGCUAAACAUACGCCAUCACAUAGCCACUCGAGUAAUCACGGUGGUUCUUUGACUUCCAAGACAAUCCCCGAAGCAGCAUCAACGCAUAACGUCCAUACCUCUCACGAUCCGAGCGUCUUCGAUCAGCAACGGGAACGGGAGGAAAAGCUCUGGGAGUACAUUCGCUCAGUUCAUGAGGAACUAAAUGGACUCAAGUCGGAGGUAGCCACCCUCAGGGCACAAGUGGCAUCGUCGAGUGUGAACGCAUCGACUACGUCUGGUUCUAGUGUUACACAAUCAUCAGUUGAGACGGGCACCACAAAUACGGUGCAACGGUGA
Aspergillus nidulans FGSC A4 is the source of this 2004-nucleotide messenger RNA. Its product is annotated as C2H2 zinc finger protein nsdC. Gene Ontology annotation, cellular component: nucleus. NCBI's taxonomy places the organism in Eukaryota, Fungi, Ascomycota, Eurotiomycetes, Eurotiales, Aspergillaceae. The record is from RefSeq and is a predicted model, not a curated record. The coding region runs from base 1 to 2004 and encodes 667 amino acids. The transcript has a single exon.